GAUGAUGAGGAUGUAACAGGUAACUGAAAGGAUGUUUGACUGAGUGCUUUACUGUGUGACUGUACACAUUUAACACCUUUUACUGUAGAAAUGUGUUGUUUGUGUGUAUAUUGUUCAUUCUGCUUAUCUUCAGGAGGUUGAGGAAGGAGCUGGAGGCAGUCAUCCCAGCAGACACUGGGCGAGUGUUCAUCCAGGACUGGUCAUCAAUUUAUCACCGGGACAUGUGAACAUGUUGAGACAAACAGGUAUGGCGGAGCUGGAGGGCCUGGAGUUUGGGAAGUCAGACUUUGUGCUCCUGGAUGAGGUGACGAUGGAGCAGUUUAUGGAGAAUCUGAAGCUGAGGUUUGAGAAGGGUCGCAUCUACACCUUCAUCGGAGAAGUGGUCGUCUCUGUCAAUCCUUACAGACAGAUGGACGUUUACGGCAAAGAAACCAUCGAUGCGUACCGGGGCCGGGAGCUGUAUGAGAACCCCCCUCACCUGUUCGCCGUCUCUGACGCAGCCUACAAGGCCAUGAAGAGAAGAGCCAAAGACACGUGCAUCGUCAUAUCAGGUGAAAGUGGUGCGGGAAAAACAGAAGCAAGUAAAUACAUCAUGCAGUACAUAGCAGCCAUCACCAACCCGAGUCAGAGGGCAGAGGUCGAGAGCGUGAAGAAUGUGCUGCUCAAGUCCAACUGUGUGCUGGAGGCCUUCGGGAACGCCAAGACGAAUCGCAACGACAACUCCAGCCGCUUCGGCAAGUACAUGGACAUCAACUUCAACUUCAACGGCGAACCCACCGGAGGACACAUCAACAACUACCUACUGGAGAAGUCCAGGGUGGUUCAUCAGCAGGGGGGUGAGAGGAACUUCCACUCAUUUUACCAGUUGCUGCGUGGAGGCUCUAAUGAAAUGCUGCAGUCACUUCACCUGCAGAACGACCCUGCUGUUUAUACGUUCACCAGAGAGGGAGCAGCAACAACUACCUCGAACAAUGAUCACACGAGCCACAAAGCAGUCAGGAGUGCACUGGAAGUUAUCGGCUUUACAAAUGAUGAGAUUGACUCAAUUUACCAGAUCCUGGCCUCCAUUCUUCUGCUGGGAAAUAUGCAGUUUGAGAGCGACGGUGAGAGUGUUGAGAUCGUGGGCCUGGAGGCUGUGAACCACAUUGCUGAGCUGAUGGCCACAGACCCAGAGAGCGUCACAAAGAGCCUGCUGUACCGAACUGUUGCCACCGGGGGCCGCGAGGUCAUCGAGAAAGGUCACACGGAGCAGCAGGCCUGCUUCGGACGGGACGCUUUUGCCAAGGCUCUUUAUGAAAGACUGUUUGGCUGGAUCGUCGCCCGCAUCAACACCGUCAUUGAAGUGAAAAACUACAACCCAGUACUUCAUGGGAAAAACACAGUAAUCGGAGUCCUGGACAUCUACGGCUUUGAGAUCUUUGAGAACAACAGUUUCGAACAGUUCUGCAUCAACUACUGCAACGAGAAGCUGCAGCAGCUUUUCAUCGAGCUGAUCCUCCGACAGGAGCAGGGCGAAUAUCAGAGAGAGGGAAUCACCUGGCAACAUAUCGACUACUUCAACAACCAGAUCAUCGUGGAUCUGGUGGAGCAGCCGCACAAAGGCAUCAUCUCCAUCCUGGACGAGGCUUGUCUCACUGUGGGUAACGUCACAGACACUGUCUGCCUGGACAGCAUGGACACCAAACUGGCCCAACACCCCCACUACACGUCCCGCAAGCUGAGCCCCACGGACAAAACCCUGGACUUCCAGAGACACUUUCGUGUUCGCCACUAUGCUGGAGACGUCACAUAUUCUGUCGAGGGCUUUUUGGACAAAAACAAGGACCUGCUUUUCCAAGAUUUCAAGCGUCUUAUGUACAACAGUUCCAACCCAGUGCUGAAGGAGAUGUGGCCAGAUGGUCAGCUGAGCAUCACCGAGGUCACUAAGCGACCUCUGACUGCCGCCACCCUCUUCAAGAACUCCAUUGUGGCCUUGGUGGAUAAACUGGCCUGCAAGGAGCCUUACUAUGUGCGCUGCAUAAAGCCCAACGAGAUGAAGUCACCGGUGUUAUUUGACGAUGCUCGCUGCCAGCACCAGGUGGCGUACCUCGGCCUGCUGGAGAACGUGAGGGUGCGCAGGGCGGGCUUCGCCUACAGGCAGCCUUACGCUCGCUUCCUGCAGCGGUAUAAAAUGACAUGCGAGUACACCUGGCCAAACCACCUGAUGGCCUCCGACAGGGAAGCGGUGGAGGCCAUCGUCACCCAGCAUGGUUUCCAGGACGACGUGGCGUACGGGCACACCAAGCUGUUUGUCCGAACACCACGCUCUCUUUUCACCCUGGAACAGGAGAGAGCUACACUCAUCCCCAUCCUGGUGCUCUUCCUGCAAAAGGUUUGGCGUGGUGCUUUAGCUCGGAUGAGGUGUCAGAGGAUGAGGGCCAUCUACACCAUCAUGAGCUGCUAUAAACGCUACAAGGUCAAGGCUCACUUCUGGGAGGUGGUGCAGAGGUUCGCUAAUGUGCGAACUAUGGCCGACUACGGAAAGAGUGUCGAGUGGCCGACCCCGCCUGCAGCUCUGUCCCAGUUUCACAACAAUACUGUCAUGCUGCAUCGCAGGUGGUGGGCAAGGCAGAUCGUAAAGAAAAUCCCUCCGUCUGACAUGGCCGAGGUUCGGGCCAAGGUGGCGGCUCUGGCGGCUCUGAGUGGAGAGAGGAAAGACUGGGGGGUCAGUCGAGCCUGGGAGAGGGACUACCUGGCCAACGUACGAGACUGCCCUCAGACCAGCUCCAGCUUCAUCCGAGUGUCCAAGGAGCUGAGGAACAGGGACGAGUACGGUCAGGUCCUCUUCUCCAGCUUCUGCAGGAAGGUGAACAGAUUCAACAGGAGCACAGAUCGCGGUGUGCUCGUCACCGACAAGUACGUCUACAAAUUAGAGCCGAAGAAACAGUACAAGGUUUUGAAGAAGCUUCCUUUAGACACAUUCACAGGACUGAGCGUGACCAGUGGGGUCGACCAGAUGGUGGCGCUACACACGUCUACACAGGAUGAUGUCCUGUUUUGUCUGCAGCGAGGGGAGCUGUGCCCCAACGAGGACCGAGUGGGCGAACUGGUGGGAAUGCUGGUCGACUAUUUUACACGUAUAAGAAAAGUCCAGUUUCCUGUGAAGGUGUGUCGUUCAGCCCUGCAGCUACACAUGCGAGGGAAACCCAAGACGGUCACAGUGGAAGCCAAACCAGGUCAGACCAACGCAGACUUCAAGAAGAGCCCAGACGGUUUCAUCCUGCUGGUUCCCGGCAACUAGAAGACGUUGGUCCAACCGAACCACCAGCAGAGUGAGCUCAUGGAGCCUGGAAACAUCUGGAGCUCCGGGUCUCCUGAUCUGAACUGGUCAAAGUACCAGGGAGGAAACAAAGAUCUGAGACCUGAGUCUGCUUCAUUCUGAGCGACAGGGGGACGAUGCUCAGUCAUGCUGAGUAAACAAAUCUGGGAAAAUUAGAUUUUUGAAUUCACAUUUUUGUUGAUACUGUAGUUUUUAAAAGAAAAAUGAUAUAUGAAGUUAUUUUAUGAGAAAAAUAAAGAACAGAAAUUGAAUGUGUGGAUCAAAAUGUAUAAAAAUACCCUAAUGCAUAUACAGGACGGAUUAUAUAGUAUAUUCUGUAAAAAGCAAACUCUGCAGAGGCAGCAGAGAUGUGACAUUUACUCCAUGUUGGUAGAAAUAAACACAAAAAGAGCAGAAGAAAGUAAUUUAUUUGACGUUUACCUUAUUAUUCAGAGAGAGCAGGCUGCACAUAGUGAUCGGAAUAUUUUCUUUAAAAAAAAAAACACUCACGUAAGAGUCAUUUCCUGUCUCGUCCCUUGUGUUGUGUCCCCCAUGGACACGAUCAGCUGAUGCAGAUAAGCACACGGACGCUGCAGGCGUAGAUUUGACAGGAUUUCCGAUGAUUUGAGUCCAAAGCCGACGAGAAAAUGUUGUUUUAUCUGUUUGCGGAAAUAUCUGGAUUUAUUUACCCCUAUUUAAAAACUUUAUUAGUAAAGCCAAAAUUCACAGAUUAACAGUUUGCCUCAGUCAACUUUACAACCUGUGUCUUCAGACCCUGGUGGUGUGGAGAAAGAUAAUAUGUUAAAUACUGUGUCAGUUUUUAUGCCUGAGUAAGAACAAAAAUAUGUUUUAUUUCUUUCUAUAACACCUUUCAGAAUUACACAACGCUUAACAUUACAAAAGUAUUGAUUCACCCAACAGAAAUAGAAAAACAACAAUGUUUAAAAAAUUAAAUAAAUAUAUGGGUGAUACACUCUUAUACUAAUACCAAUGCUUCUUUAAAUUAAUUUAUGUUCUUUUUGUUGUUCCUUUGGUGUAAAGAGUUGUAUAGAACCAAUCAUUUAAGAAAAAAAGUAGUAAGUAGUAUUUUAAAUAAUUGUUGACAUUCUUAUUGAAGAUUAAAUUCACUCAGGCCCAAAGUCAGGGUUGGGACCCAUGGACGGGUCUCCGGGGAUAUUUUUCGGUCCCCAAGCAAAUUUGCAGAUUUUUCCCCAACCUUUUACUCAAGAUUUAUGUUUUUUUUAGUUUUUUAAUGUUUUAAUAAUUUACAGAACAUCUCAGGGAAGUUAUUCUGUUGUCCUUUGGUUCAUUUAGUUUGUUAUCUUUAAAAAGUGAAAGUUUGGUAUAAAUCAGUAAACAUCUUUUCAUCAAUGUAAAGAACGUCUUCAGUCCAGAUUAAAAGCAGAAGUCUGUAUCCGCCUCUUCCUUUGAGGAAAUCCUCUUGUUACAGUGUUACAGUGCAGAGACAAUAAUCCAGGAAUUCACAUGUGAGUAUCGGUCACCUUUAAGGCCUGACACGUCAUCUAUCAGCUGAUUAUUAAGCCGUCCUGACUUCCCCCCACAGGCCGUUUGACACCAAUUCACACAUCCAUUCUUCCAAAGCUUACGACUCUCACGUGACUGUGACAAGACCUUGAUGACCAGGUGACAUCGACGUAUGAACGACCCAGAGGAAAAGCUGAGGUGAGGACGGUUGACUGGAGAGGGGCAGCACAGUGGUGAAGUGUGGGGUGAAAGUGCAUGUUCUCCCUGUGGAUGUGUGAGGUUUCUCCAGGUUCUGCACUCUGAUGGGGGUUAUUAUGUGGGUCGUAUCCACACAGAAACAGAACACUUUCCCUUUAUGAUCUUUUUCCUUUUCCUGUUCUUUAAAUGUUUUCUGUAAACACAGUUUCAAUAAAUGUUUUUGUACACUUAAGUUUUCAAAAACAACC
Molecule: messenger RNA, 5229 nt
Organism: Solea solea (common sole)
Lineage: Eukaryota; Metazoa; Chordata; Actinopteri; Pleuronectiformes; Soleidae
Gene: myo1g
Product: myosin IG
Exons: 23
Coding region: 230-3280 (1016 amino acids)
Biological process (GO): actin filament organization; vesicle transport along actin filament
Cellular component (GO): myosin complex; microvillus; plasma membrane
Molecular function (GO): microfilament motor activity; ATP binding; actin filament binding
Source: RefSeq, a predicted model, not a curated record